This is a messenger RNA of Ruditapes philippinarum (Manila clam), 5067 nucleotides long. Its product is annotated as lysosomal alpha-glucosidase-like. The record is from RefSeq and is a predicted model, not a curated record. The coding region runs from base 1 to 1512 and encodes 503 amino acids. Gene Ontology annotation, molecular function: alpha-1,4-glucosidase activity. NCBI's taxonomy places the organism in Eukaryota, Metazoa, Mollusca, Bivalvia, Venerida, Veneridae. Gene Ontology annotation, biological process: carbohydrate metabolic process. The transcript is spliced from 12 exons.
AUGUACUACCCGGAGCUUGACGCGGAGAAUAUUUGGAGGGCUGAAGUGACUGAUAAAUCACUAUGGACAUCUCUGGCUCCAGAUAUGAAAGUUACAACUAAUUUUAUUGAUAGUAAAGAUAAAACUGUUACUGAUAGGCUUCUUGAUUCUGAGAACAUAGACUCUUCAACUUUUGGGACUUCUCCAGUCACUGAUUCAAAAGAUUUAAAGGGGAAAAGAGAUUUUACAACAGAUGUAGAAAGAUUUGGAGAUCAAGCUGCCAUGGUUGAUGAGAUUCAUAGACGAGGGAUGAAGUACAUUGUUAUAGUGGAUAUGAAUGAGAUAGCAGCAUUUGUUGAUGGUUCUAUAGAUGGAUGUCCUAUCUCACAGUAUGAUCAUCCUCCAUAUACACCAGGCUUUUUGUUUGUUAUAACUUUUUCUAUUAUUUUAUAUCUAAAAUAUUUCAGUGCAUUAAAAGAAUUACCAUCUGGGAAGAGGCCUUUCAUCAUUUCUAGGGCAACAUUUGCAGGUCAAGGUCAUUAUGGAGGUCACUGGACUGGAGAUAAUGUGGCAACAUUUCAUGAUUUAUACAGGUCUAUCUCUGCGAUAUUGACGAUGAAUCUAGCUGGUAUACCAAUGGUUGGUGCAGAUAUAUGUGGUUUUAAUGGCAACACUACAUAUGAGUUAUGUCUAAGAUGGUACCAACUUGGAGCAUUUUAUCCAUUUUCUCGCAGUCACAAUAGCGAUACAAUACUGAAAGACCAGGAUCCUGGGGCAUUUGAUGACUAUUUUGCUACAAGUGUUAGGGAUGUUUAUAUGAUAAGAUAUUCAUUAUUACCUUAUUUAUAUACACUGUUUUAUGAGAGCUACAAGAAUGGAACACCAGUUGCCAGGGCAAUGUUUUAUGAGUUUCCCAGUCAUAAAGACACAUACCAUAUUGAUAGUCAGUUUAUGUGGGGACCAGCUCUCCUUAUUGUUCCAGUGAUAACCAAGAAUUCCAGAAAAGUGGAGGCAUAUUUACCAGCUGAUAGUCUGUGGUACUCUUUUUACUCUGGAUUAAGAUUUAAGGGUAAAGGUGAAAAUAUCACACUAUCUGCACCGCUUAACAGUAUAAAUCUUCUUGUAAAAGGGGGAACCAUCAUACCAAUGCAGGAACCAGGUCUUACAACCUCUCAGAGUAUACAGAAUGAGUUUUCUUUGCUGGUGUCACUUGGUUUUAAUGGCACUGCCUGUGGUUCUUUAUACAAAGAUGAUGGAGAUUCUCAAAAAUCAUUGGAGGCAGAAAUACAUACAUUCAUCACAUUUCAUGUGUCAAAUAAACGUUUACAGUCCACAAUUGUAAAAGCAAGUUAUUUAUUCAAUACAAUGCUAAAGAACAUAACUAUAUUUGGAAUUGAUGCAACACCAGAGAAAGUGAUCAUGAAUGGAGCUUCUCAAGUAUUCAGUUAUAAUACGACUUUAAAGGUUUUAAAAGUACCUUCCUUGAAUCCUAAAGUGUUUAUGAUGAAACCAUUUGUACUGGAUUGGAUGUAAACAGUGUAUCCAAGUGUGUAAUUUGAUAAUCAGAGAUCUGUGAUAGAAAUAACAUUAAACAUUUUAUUUCAUAAUUUUGUUAACAAAAAUUGCUUUGGGGCCAUUCUAUUUCUUCAUAAGAGAAAAAAACUGAAUUACAUGGAAUGAUUGAUUGUUUACAGUUGUAUAUGGUUUAACAUUAAAUAAGGGUUGUUUUAUCAGUUGUGUUAUAUGUAACAAUUUAGCAGCUUUUUUAAAUUAACCAUUUGUGAACAUUUAUUAUUUACUUAUUACAAUAGAAAUACUUGUGUUCAACACAAUGCAUUAUUAAAUUUGCAAAAUUUAUGAAAAUAAUACUUUUAAGCUCAUUUGAGAACAGAGGUUAGCAUUUCUGAUUGCCGUCCAUUCUUAGUUGUCUGCAUCAGCCAUGUAGCAAUCCACCUACAUCUUCUUAACCACCAGUAGAUUUUGACCAAACUUCACAAGUGAUGUUUAGUAGGCUCUCUUGGUGAGCAAUCUGGGAUCAUCAUGACCCACUUCUUUCUAUCUUUAUAUUUAAUUUGUCGUAAAUUGCAGAUAGCAAGCCAAUGCUCAUACUUCAUAUGUAUAUAAUGUAUAUGUUCACUUAUUUUUAGUCCCCUACCGGUUUAACCGGAGGGGACUUUAGGUUUACCCUCCGUCCGUCUGUCCGUCCGUCUGUCUGUCAGUCCGUCCGUCCACAAAACUGGAUCCCGGGACAACGCAAAAAGUACUGAAAAUAUUUUUAUGAAACUUGAUAUAUGGAUAGAUGGCAGUAUGGAGAUUAUGCACGUCUUUUUUUUUUCUUCCUAUGUUGAAAAUUCUGGUUGCUAUGGCAACAAAUAGUCUGAAAAUAUGGCAAAUUUAACACAUAAACUGGAUCCAGUGAUAACUCAAAAAGUACUGAAAAUAUUUUUAUGAAACUUGAAAUAUGGGUAGAUGGCAGUCUGGAGAUUAUGCACAUCUUUUUUUUCUUCCUAUGUUGAAAAUUCUGGUUGCUAUGGCAACAAAUAGCCUGAAUUUCAAGAUUUUCUGAUUUAAAUUUUUCAGCUUUUUCACUAUAUGUUCUUUAUUUCUUAAGGUGUUUACUUCAAACUUUAAAUAUAAGUUUCUGGUCAUCAACCACAUCAUAUGUGACAAGGUUUAUAACUCUAGCACAAAAAAUAUCAGUAUUACCUCCCUUGAACUUAGAUUUUUUAGGGGAAAAAAAUGUUGUCUUUUUAGCUCGACUUUUCUAUGAAAAGGGGAGCUAUCCUACUCGCCCCGGCGUCGGCGUCGGCGUUGGCGUCACACCUUGGUUAAGUUUUUCGUACCACCCCACUUUAUUUCAGAAGUAUUACAAGUAUGGCUUUGAAACUUACCAUACUUGUUCACCAUCAUAACCUCCAUCUACAGACAAGAGUACAUAACUCUGUCAAGGUUUUUGACAGAAUUAUGGCCCUUUUUUGACUUAGAAAGUGUAUUGAGCUUGGUUAAGUUUUUUGUACCACCUCACUUUAUUUCAAAACCAUUGGAGGUAUUGCUUUGAAACUGACCAUACUUGUUUACCAUCACGACCUUCAUCAACAGACAAGAGGACAUAACUCUGUCAAGGUUUUUGACAGAAUUAUGGCCCUUUUUUGACUUAGAAAAUACAUUGAAUAUGGGUAAAAUCCACUUAUUGCCUUAACCCUUUGAGAUAUUGCUUUGAAACUUUUAAUGCUAUUUCACAUCAUUACCCCCAUCUGUACGCAAGAGAAGGUAACUCUGUCAAGGAUUUGUUUUAAAAAUUAAGGCCUUUUAUCGACUUAGAAUCUUGGUUAAGUUUUUAGUACCAGUCCACUUUUUGACUGAACUGUUUGAGAUAUUAAUUUGAAAGUUGGAAUACUUGUUUACAAUCAUGAUUCCCAAACAUGUCCAGGAGAAGGUAAUUCUGUCAAAGAUUUUAUUUGAAUUAUGGCCCUUAACUGUCAAUGUUUUGUAUUAUAGGCAAGCACUAAAAAACUUAAAAAAUCUAAAAAAAUUCAUUCCUAUCCACUUGUUCACUUUACCAUAAAUUAUGUCAUAAUAAAAUAAUUCUUCACUAAAUAUCUUAAUGCUCAUGGCCAUUGUUCACUUUAAAAAUACAGAGAUUCUUGUAUUGCCUUUUACUGCAAAAACUUUUUUUAUUGGCAAGCAAUAAAAAAGUCGAGCGCGCUGUCUUACGGACAGCUCUUGUUUAAAUAACUUCUUUAUUUCCUGAUGUAUCUACUUCAAACUUCAUAUAUAUGUUUCUUAUUAUCACUCAACAUUUUUGAGAAGGUUAAAUACUCUAGCAAGACUAUUUCCAGCAUUAUGUCCCUCUUGAACUUAGAUUUUUUUCGAGAAACUGGUAUUUUCACUCCAACUUCUUUAAUCCUUAUAGGAUUUACUUUAAAAUCCCACAUCGUAAUAAUAUGACAAGGUUGUAUAAACAUAAUUUCCUUACUAAGCAUGGAAACUUAACACAUUACUGUGAUAUAGACAAACUUAUUUUAUUAUGUUUUGUGGUCGAUAUUUUCAAAUACAGACUUCAUCCUCAAAUUCAUUAUAAAUGGCAAUACACAGGAGUGUAUGACAAUUAAAGAACUUUUUGAGGGACCGGUAGGGGACUACUGUAUUGCCCGCAAUACUAUCAAAUGCUUGUUUUAUAUGAUAUAAGGUGUUUUGAUUGUAUAUAUGAGUGCCUGUGCAAGUGUGUGUCUGUGUGAGUUUACAUUGCUCACAUGGGUGUGUGUAUGAGUGAUUUUGGUCUUUAUAAUGAUCUACAAUUACUGUUAGAUCUGUUUCUUUAUUUGCCUAGAAUUGUUUGUGCCAUAUACAUCUAGCGACUUUUAAUGUGGUUUGAGUCGUUAUUUGUUUUUUUAAUGAUAUAUGAUUAAAUGUUUGUUUAUUCUUAUGGUGCUAGGUUUAUGUUAACUGCAUAUACAUACAUGAAAGCACACAUUUUACAGUAUAUAAUUUAACAGGCUAUUUACUUUAGUUGUCAUACAUUUAUUUAUUGUUUAAUCCCCUUCUACAAAGAGGGGAGCAAAUUAUAGGAAUGGCCUCUGUCUGUCAAUCCAUAACACUUUCAUUUCCGCUCCAUAACUUUUAAACCGCUGAAAUUUUUUUGAAAUAACUUGGCACAAGUGUCACCAUUCUGGGAUGAUGUGCAGAGCACAAUAUCUUGGUUGUUACCCACAAGGUCAAGAUCACACUUAAAGGUCAAGUGUUAAAAAGUCUACAUUUCUUUUCCUCCCUUGAACUUUUAAACCACUGUAAAAAAUUUGAAAUAACUUAGAACAAGUGAUCACCAGUAUGACACCAUGUGCAGAAUACAACAAUCAAGUCACUACCUUUAAGGUCCGGGGUACACUCAAAACAUCUAUAUUUCAUGUCCACUCUGUAGCUUACUGAUAAUUCAAAGGUUUUUAAAUUACUUCCCACCAAUGAUUCCAUCAUGACAAAAUAUGCAGAGGGCAACAUCAAGGCUGCUACCCCCAAGUUACAUCCAUGUUGCUACCCCCAAGGUCAAGGUUAUAUGUUUUCCAUAAUUGUUUGACUUUAUGGAAUAUUUUU